GGCCCGCGCCCGCCGCGCCCUGCGCUCGGCGCCCGGCGUCUCGGGGGCGCCGGGCAUCCCCGCCCGCUGGGCCGGCCCCGGAGGCUGGGAGCAGGCCCCGCUAGACGGGCCGCGCCGACGGGGGGCGGCCGCAGCGCCGCGGGCUCGUCGCCGCCGCUCGCAGCCGACCCGCAACCUCCCGCGGGGCCGCCGGCCUUUGACGCAGGGGAGGCGCCGCGCGGCGCGGCAUGAGGGGCCCGCCGCCGCCGGCGGGAGAGCGGCGCCGGCGAGAGCGACUGGUGGCGUGAGAGGGCUCGCAGGACUCGCGGAGCAGGCGAGUGCGCGGGGCGGGCGGCGCAGGUACCAGUCACCCCGGCCGGGAAGGUCCUGCGCGCUCGGCAACAUGGCUUCCCCGCCCCACCAGCAGCUGCUGCAGCACCACAGCACGGAGGUGAGCUGUGACUCCAGCGGAGACAGCAACAGCGUGAGGGUCAAAAUCAACCCCAAGCAGCUGUCCUCCAACAGCCAGCCCAAGCACUGCAAGUACAGCAUCUCCUCCAGCUGUAGCAGCUCCGGGGACUCGGGGGGCGUCCCUCGGAGAGUGGGCGCCGGAGGCCGCCUGCGCAGGCAGAAGAAGCUGCCCCAGCUGUUCGAGAGGGCCUCCAGCCGGUGGUGGGACCCCAAGUUCGACUCGGUGAACCUGGAGGAGGCUUGCAUGGAGCGUUGCUUCCCGCAGACCCAGCGCCGCUUCCGGUAUGCGCUCUUCUACAUCGGCUUCGCCUGCCUUCUGUGGAGCAUCUAUUUUGGGGUACACAUGCGGUCCAGACUGAUCGUCAUGGUAGCCCCUGCUCUGUGCUUCCUCGUCGUGUGCGUGGGCUUUUUUCUGUUUACCUUCACCAAGGUGUAUGCCCGGCAUUACGUGUGGACCUCUCUGGUUCUCACCCUCCUGGUGUUCGCCCUGACGCUGGCUGCCCAGUUUCAGGUUUUAACGCCUCUCUCAGGACGUGUUGACAGCUCCAAUCACACCCUCGCCGCCAAGCCAACGGACGCUUGCUUAUCUCAAGUGGGGAGCUUUUCCAUGUGCAUCGAAGUGCUCUUUUUGCUCUACACCGUCAUGCACUUACCUUUGUACUUGAGCUUGUGUUUGGGAGUGGCCUAUUCUGUUCUCUUUGAGACCUUUGGCUAUCACUUCCGAGACAAAGACUGCUUUCCCCCACCUGGAGCAGGGGCCCCACACUGGGAGCUGCUGAGCCGAGCCCUGCUCCACGUCUGCGUUCACGCCAUUGGGAUCCACCUGUUUAUCAUGUCGCAGGUGAGAUCCAGGAGCACCUUUCUCAAGGUGGGACAGUCAAUUAUGCACGGGAAGGAUCUGGAAGUGGAAAAAGCUCUGAAAGAGAGGAUGAUUCAUUCUGUGAUGCCAAGAAUCAUAGCUGAUGACUUGAUGAAACAGGGCGAUGAGGAGAGCGAGAAUUCUGUCAAAAGGCACGCCACCUCCAGCCCCAAGAACAGGAAGAAAAAGUCUUCCAUACAGAAGGCCCCUAUAGCAUUCCGCCCUUUUAAAAUGCAGCAGAUCGAUGAAGUCAGUAUUUUAUUUGCAGAUAUCGUGGGCUUCACCAAGAUGAGUGCCAAUAAGUCUGCUCACGCUCUGGUGGGUCUCCUCAAUGAUCUGUUUGGUCGCUUUGACCGGUUGUGUGAAGAGACCAAGUGUGAGAAAAUCAGCACCCUGGGAGACUGCUACUAUUGUGUGGCAGGGUGUCCAGAACCCCGGGCCGACCAUGCCUACUGCUGCAUUGAGAUGGGCUUGGGCAUGAUCAGAGCCAUCGAGCAGUUCUGCCAGGAGAAGAAAGAGAUGGUGAACAUGCGUGUCGGGGUUCACACAGGGACCGUCUUGUGUGGCAUUUUGGGUAUGAGGAGGUUCAAAUUCGAUGUGUGGUCCAAUGAUGUGAACUUAGCCAAUCUCAUGGAGCAGCUGGGAGUGGCUGGCAAGGUUCACAUUUCUGAGGCCACUGCAAAAUACCUAGAUGAUCGGUAUGAAAUGGAAGAUGGGAGGGUGACCGAACGCCUCGGCCAGAGCGUUGUUGCUGAUCAGUUGAAAGGUUUGAAGACAUACCUGAUAGCGGGUCAGAGAGCGAAGGAGUCUCAUUGCAGCUGUUCAGAGGCCUUGCUUUCUGGCUUUGAGGUCAUUGACGGCUCGCGGGUGUCCUCAGGCCCUAGGGGACAGGGGACAGCAUCGCCAGGGAGUGUCAGUGACUUGGCGCAGACUGUCAAAACCUUUGAUAACCUUAAGACCUGCCCUUCAUGCGGAAUCAUGUUUGCCCCCAAAUCAGAAGCUGGUGCAGAAGGAGGAGCCAUCCAAAACGGCUGUCAAGAGGAGCAUAAAAACAACACCAAGGCUCCCGCAGCUCCUAAUUCCAAAACUCAAAACGGACUUCUGAGCCCUCCCCAAGAAGAGAAGCUCACCAACAGUCAGACCUCCCUGUGUGAGAUCUUACAGGAAAAGGGAAGGUGGGCAGGGGUGAGCUUGGACCAGUCAGCUCUCCUUCCGCUGAGAUUCAAGAACAUCCGGGAGAAAACAGAUGCCCAUUUUGUGGAUGUCAUCAAAGAAGACAGCCUGAUGAAGGAUUAUUUUUUCAAACCACCCAUCAAUCUGUUCAGCUUGAACUUCCUGGAUCAGGAGCUAGAGCGAUCCUACAGGACUAGCUAUCAAGAAGAGGUCAUAAAGAAUUCUCCUGUGAAGACUUUUGCCAGUGCCACCUUCAGCUCCCUCCUGGACGUGUUUCUGUCGACAACAGUGUUUCUGAUUUUGUCCAUCACCUGCUUCCUGAAGUAUGGGGCUGCCACUGCGCCUCCCCCGCCUGCCGCCCUGGCAGUGUUCGGUGCCGCGCUGCUGCUGGAGGUGCUGUCCCUCGUGGUCUCCGUCAGGAUGGUGUUUUUCCUGGAGGAUGUGAUGGCUUGUACCAAGCGCCUGCUGGAGCGCAUAGCCGGCUGGCUCCCACGCCAUUUCAUCGGGGCCAUCCUGGUGUCACUCCCUGCCCUCGCCGUGUAUUCACACGUCACCUCCGAAUUUGACACCGACAUACACUUCACCGUGUUCACGGGCUCUGCCGUCCUGACCGCCGUCGUGCACUACUGUAACUUCUGCCAGCUCAGCUCCUGGAUGAGAUCCUCCUUAGCCACCGUCGUCGGGGCUGGGCCGCUGCUCCUGCUCUACAUCUCCCUGUGCCCAGACAGUUCCGUAGUAAUUUCACACCUGGAUGUGGGACAGAAUUUCAGUUCCGAGGGGAACCUGUGCAAUAGUUCCUCGCCGCGUGGCGGCAGGGCAGCCAGCCCGAUUGGCCAGGAGGUGAUUCUUGUCUUCUUUCUCCUGCUCUUGUUGGUCUGGUUCCUGAAUCGAGAGUUCGAGGUCAGCUACCGCUUGCACUACCACGGGGACGUGGAGGCAGACCUUCACCGCACCAAGAUCCAGAGCAUGCGGGACCAGGCCGACUGGCUGCUGAGAAACAUCAUCCCCUACCACGUGGCCGAGCAGCUGAAGGUCUCCCAGACCUACUCCAAGAACCACGACAGUGGGGGCGUCAUCUUCGCCAGCAUCGUCAACUUCAGCGAGUUCUACGAGGAAAACUAUGAGGGGGGCAAGGAGUGCUACCGCGUCCUCAACGAGCUCAUCGGAGACUUCGACGAGCUCCUGAGCAGGCCGGGCUAUGGCAGCAUUGAGAAGAUCAAGACCAUCGGGGCCACGUACAUGGCUGCGUCAGGGCUGAACGGCGCGCAGUGCCGGGAGGGCAGCCACCCGCAGGAGCACCUGCAGGUCCUGUUCGAGUUCGCCAAGGAGAUGAUGCGCGUGGUGGACGACUUCAACAGCAACAUGCUGUGGUUCAACUUCAAGCUCAGGGUGGGCUUCAACCAUGGGCCGCUCACGGCAGGGGUCAUCGGCACAACCAAGCUGCUCUAUGACAUCUGGGGUGACACCGUCAACAUUGCCAGCAGGAUGGACAGCACGGGGGUGGAGUGCCGGAUCCAGGUGAGUGAGGAGAGCUACCGCGUCCUAAGCAAGAUGGGCUACGACUUCGACUACCGAGGGACGGUAAAUGUAAAGGGCAAGGGCCAGAUGAAGACCUACCUGUACCCAAAGUGCACGGACAGCGGGGCCGUGCCACAGCACCAGCUGUCCAUCUCCCCCGACAUCCGAGUCCAGGUGGACGGCAGCAUCGGCCGCUCUCCCACGGACGAGAUCGCCAACCCGGUGCCUUCUGUCCAGAGCGCGGACAAGACGCCUCCGGGUUCCGAAAACAACGUGCAGGCCAAGGAUGCUCACCUCUCCUCUAAGAGGCCCUGGAAAGAGCCAGUCAAAGCUGAGGAAAGAUGUCAAUUUGGCAAAGCCAUAGAGAAAAGCGACUGUGAAGACGCGGGCGCUGAAGAAGCCAGCGAGCUCACCAGGCUCAACAUUUCUGAGGGCGUGUGACGCAACGCCCAUCGCUGCCGCGGUGCUCUGCUCCUCGAAACCCAGUCACGUUUGUACUUGCCUGUCGUGCGUCCCGAGCACCACAGCCUCCGUCCCUGGACGUGGUGUCAUGUGGUCGUUGCAGCCCUGACGUCUGUGCGGACCACAGCUCUUCAGGGUUUGUCUCCAUCCGUCUUGUUCCUUUUCCUCCCCCGGAGCCCUGUCCCCUGGGUGUGACCGUCCAGCAGCACGGAGAACAAGUGCCUUCAGGGGCUGGCCAUGGCGUCCAGUCUAGGGACAGAGGCCACUGGUGGAGAUCAUGGCAUUGGGUAUUGCUGGACUUUUUAAACAGAAGCUGUGGUUAAGAUAAUCAUUUUUAUUGCAUUUUCUCACAAGACACUUUGGGGUUUUGUUUUAUUGUUGUUUGUUUUUUUUGUUUUUUGUGGGGUUUUUUUUUUUUUUUUUUGCUAAUGCAAUGUUUUUGAGGUUUUUUUUUUUUCCUGUAUACAUACUAGUGUUUUCCAAUGCCCUGAUCUUUCUAUGUAAACAUGUACACGCACACACACUUUCAUUUAUGAAUCUGAGAUCAAGUGCCAGUAACUCACUGUGAGGGGAGGUGAGGGGGCAUGGGCUGCAAGCAGCUGCCCGCCGGGCUGGCCCGCGCCCUCCCCACCUGCACCUUCCAGAGCUCCUGGACCCUCAGGGCUGAGGGUGCCCCGCUCCCCAGCCACGCGGCAUUAGGGCUUCCUCCACAUGCAGGCCAAAAUUCUAGAAGCUAACCAGUAAUCAGCUUGUGAACCCAGGCCUCAGGUAUUUAAGAGCCGUGUUUCAUUCUGCCCUGGAAACCAAGGGGUCUUCCAGCUGGGAGCAAAGGGGUUUGUCUUUGAAGCUGAAUCCUCUGAGAGGGAAACUCGAAAUAAACGUCUGAGGGUUGCAUUUAUUUAUUUAUUUAUUUAUCAGGAAGUGUGUGUUUGGGGGAGGGGCUGCCAGGUCAUUCUGGUGAAGGGAGACAGGUCGGGUGGGGGGAGAGGGGUCUGCAGAGCACACAGCAGGGUGAGAAGAUGCCCAUUAGUGCUUUGGCCGCUUUGGGCCACGUCCCCAGAAAGGAGCUGAGCAAGACCUGGAUGGGCACGGCCGGCGCGCUCUGAGACGGAGAGACUCCCAGCCACGGUUUUCAGACCUAACGACGCGGCUGCGUCUGUCCUGCGCGCCGCAGAGUGUGCCCCCAGGGCCUGCCCGCUGCAGGGGUCGAGUCAGAGUCCUGCUCUGUGUGAAGCAGGAGGCCUGGGCAGAGCACCAGUGUGGGCAGGCGGUGCCGGCGGGGGCUUGGCACCCACACAGCCCAGAGGUUUCUCAUCCUUUUCUUUUCUUGGCUUGUGGCAGGACAGGAUCUGGUGUGUGAAUCUGAGCCCCCUUUAGGUGGAGUUCUUACACUGUGCGUGGAGACAGAGCCGUCUACACACAGAUGAGGUGUUGAACUAGGGCGAGUGUAGAAAACCUAAGGAGAAUCCCUUCUGGGUCCUUUGUUGCUAAUCCUGCCUGUGAUCAUGUUUUGCCACGUUGAGUUUGGAGUGUACGUAGUGUUGAACUCAGGCUGGAGUUGCCCUAUCACGGUCAUAGUUAUUUUCCAGGUGACACUGGUGUACAGUUCCCAGGAUAAUUUGAGGACUGGCUCCUUCUCUGUUGAAGCUCUUUACCGGCAUGCCCUGUGCAUUUUCUUCCCGCUGCUAAAUCUCUGUAUAACUGUCACAUCUAUAUCAAGUCCCAUAAUUAACCCUGCCCCCCAAAUUCAUACACAAUCUGCUAUUUCCGGUAUCAGGAAAUACUGAUUAUGAUUGGCCAGCUCUCCAGGGGGACAUGCAUGGGUCCCAGCAGCACGGCCACAGCCAGGGUCUCCCAGGCGAGUCAGGAGCAUUCUCAGUAACCAAGAUCUUCCUUCAGGUUUUACUGUCAGUUUGUUGGUCUUCUGAUGCUGGAGAAAGGACCGUGUGACAAUACCUCUUGCUUCUAAAGAAUGUAUUCUUAUACUGCAGAAUUUUUAUUUUUUUCAAACACUACCUGAUGCUGUCCUUGCCCAUAGAGACGGUGGGCGUUAGGGGCUUCUUCCAUCAGUGUUAAGGCGUGUAUUUGAGUGUGGUCCUCUCCCUUUGCCUUCCGUCCCCAGGCUCCAUAGCUCUGGCAGCAGCCACGGGGCUGGGCAAUUGCUGACGAGUCAGCCGUGUCUCUGCUGUUCCACUCAGAACACACUCUACCAGGUUCAUCUCUGCACAUGCCUCCUCCCCAGCACAUUCUCUUCUUCCUUCCCUGCUGCAAGAAUGUUUGUGAUUCCUGACCCUGGGAAGCUGUAGACCGCAGGGAGAAGGUCUUAACAUCUGGUGGUCUGGUCCAGCACUGUGCUGAUUGGAGCCUUCAAUGGAUGGCUCACCCAGAGUUUUAAAAUUGUCUUUCAAAAAACACCCUGAGCCUUCCUAAUAAAUAACUAGUACAGUUGUGCUCUCUGGGCCACUAGGCGACGUGGGUCCUUCCCGGUUCCCUGCCCUAACGCAUACCUCAACGCAGGACCCCAGAAUCUCUGCAGCAGAAAUGCCAUGCGCCCAGCUCUGUUGGCGUUGAACAAAUAGUCGCUGAAGACAGGUCCCAAAGCAGCGGUUCAAGCGCUACCAACACGAUGGAUGUAUUCUUCACAGUGGCAAUACCUCUUACGAACUUAGGUCAGGAAGCAAUACUUCAGAACUGAAUGUGUGUAAAUAGUUGCUUUGUGUUGCAACUGCUGUUUUCUUCUUGGCCCCAAGUCAGAUUGAAUUAUACAUACAUAUAUAUAUAUAUAUGUCUGUAUGUAUAUAUAAACAAGCACACACACAAUUUUAUCCAGUGCAAACAAACGUAGAGCAUCAUUUAUGAAGCCCUUAAGUAGCUUGAAGAGUCACACAGAUUAUGCAACACCUGCACAUUUGCACUUGACACUGAGAGCCAGAGGGCCACGUGCUUCCCGCUACGUGGACUGUAAUAAUUUGUAGUUUCCAAAGAUCUGUCUGCGUUUGCAUUUCUAGAUUUUUGAGAUAAGCAUUUUUGGUUGAUUGUUCCAGAAAAUCACAUCAUGCCUAGAACCUAAAGUUAAAUUAGCAAGAACCAAUUGUUUGCAUUUUUCCAUCUUUCCUUCACUCUGCUCUUUUUAAGUUGUUAAUUCUAAUUAUUUGAAAAUGCAUCCACUCAAGAAAUGGAUAUUAAAAUAUUCUAAAAUCUAAA
Molecule: messenger RNA, 7666 nt
Organism: Hyaena hyaena (striped hyena)
Lineage: Eukaryota; Metazoa; Chordata; Mammalia; Carnivora; Hyaenidae
Gene: ADCY9
Product: adenylate cyclase 9
Exons: 11
Coding region: 383-4441 (1352 amino acids)
Biological process (GO): adenylate cyclase-activating G protein-coupled receptor signaling pathway; cyclic nucleotide biosynthetic process; intracellular signal transduction
Molecular function (GO): adenylate cyclase activity
Source: RefSeq, a predicted model, not a curated record